This is a messenger RNA of Cyprinus carpio (common carp), 2218 nucleotides long. Its product is annotated as ALK tyrosine kinase receptor-like. The coding region runs from base 1099 to 2133 and encodes 344 amino acids. The transcript is spliced from 3 exons. The record is from RefSeq and is a predicted model, not a curated record. Lineage: Eukaryota; Metazoa; Chordata; Actinopteri; Cypriniformes; Cyprinidae.
UUAGUAGCUACAUCAAUAGUACUUCAAGUGAUUAUGUGUAAAUCCCUUUUUUGGAAAGCAAAAUAAAAAGUGUGCCUGCGUUUUGACGCAUAAGCGCUCGAUCUAAUCCCUCUAUGACGUGAAUGACAUAGCCUAAUUACAGAGGCUGUGAAUGAUUCUUUGAGUAACCUAGCGAAAUUAUUGGGAGACGAUGCUCGUCAUACACAGAUGUUCAUUAAAAACUAAUUACGGCGCAAUGCCGCCGUACAGAGGUGUCAUCUCUAUCAUUUCUCAGUCAUCACAGUAGUUUAAAUGGCUCGAAACGCGUCCCUUAUAUUCGCGUCUGCUGCUGGUGACGUCAUAAAGAGAUGCAGAAGUGAGUUUCACAACCCGAAAAUAAAUAAAUAAAUAAAUAAUUCUGAGCGCCGUGGUGGCACGCGCACAGUGGGCUCGCGCGCUCGCGGCAUUUGCAGCCUCAAAAAAAGGCUCCCUCGUUUUGACUGGCUGCGCAGGUAAGACCCGCUCGAUUUAGAAAGACAAAAAAAAAAAUAAAAAAAAAAAAAACCCCAAACCGCCAGGAAUUCUUAGAUACCGUACAUUACAAAUAAACUUCUGCUUGUGAUGGGCAGAAACGCGGUGAGCUGUGGAUUAUAUUUGAUUUCAGCGCACGCAGUUUGUCGUGCAAAUAUGUUGGCUUGUCGAAAAGUGGACAUGUUAAACGUGUGAGGAUCUGUUGUUAUACGACAGUGUUUUUUUUUUUUUUUUCAAAAAAGGGACACUGCACCUCUGCUCGAGGUAUUGGAUGCAGAUACAAGGAGCCUUUGAGCAGCCCCGGAGAACUUGUUAGGCAUACCAAGAAGCUCCACAAGAGGCGAAUCUAUUUCGUGCUGUUUAAUUAGCCUACCAAGGAACUAUUUUGUGGAUGAUUCGACAGUAAUAUGCGGGAAUUAAAUAGCAACCUCAAGAGCUUUGAAAAAAGCAACUACAUCUUAAUGCACAAGAAAUGUAGACUCGACUAGCUCUCCAUUCGUUCCCUGAUUCAACACCCCAUUUGGAGAGAGUGAGGGUGCUGGAGUGAAAGCAGAAUCAACAGAAAACAGGAUCUUUUCAGCCUAAAUCAUGAUUGCACGGAUACUUUACUUUUUUCUUUGGUCUGCGGCAUUUCUACCCGAGCUGCAGUGCGCUUCUCAGAGAGCCGCGGACGCACUUGCUACUUUUCCCACGUCCGCUUUCAUCAACGGCACCGACAGAAAGGAUUCCAACCAGACCUCCACCUCUCGGAUCAAAAGGAAGACGCUCUCGGUGGAUUUCGCCGUCCCGUCGCUGUUGCGUUACUACUUGGCUCUGUUUAUAAAGCGCCCGCUUAACGGAGACUGUCUGUCGUUUAACGGAUGUUACACGGUACGCGCGAACUUGCUCAUGCGCUGCGUUCCGUUGCAAAAAACCAUCGCCAGUUUGCUUGAUGUAAAGUUGGCAGCGAUGAACGUCAACAGAUCCAGCACUGGACAGCUCCCGUUUCGACAGAAGCGGCCCGUGCCGAAAGUUUUGAAUUUGGGUUUGACUAACGCCAGUCGAAAGUCUAAUCAAGUUGUGGUGGAGGUGGGCGAAGAUAUGGUUAAAACGGGAUGUGGAGGACUGCAUGUGUACGAGGACUCGCCGGUUGUGUUCCUGGAAAUGGACCUAACGCGGAUUUUGGAGUGGUGGCUGGGUGCUGAGGGAGGCCGUCUCAGGGUUCGAAUCAUGCCCGAGCGGAAAGCACAGGUCCCAGGGAAAGAGGAAAAGUACUCUGCUGCCAUUAGAGCUUCGGACGCUCGCCUCUUCCUAAACAUAGCCUCAAGUGAACGACCCUCAUCCCCAAACUCAGGAAACCCCACCGCCGCCCCCAAAUACUGGAACUUUUCUUGGAUAGCAGAGGACGAGCUAACGUUCCCUGAGGAUCCUGUAUCAUCUUCAGAUUGCUCUUCAAAGGGAAAGUCAUGUGACCGUGGGCCUGCUGGAUAUUAUCCUGAGUUCGCUUGGAGUUUAACAUCUGCAGAGGACUCCUGGGCGAAAGACCAAACAAUGGCAAAGACAAAAGCAAGUUCCCAAGGGUGGGAGGAAGGUAAAGAGCUUCCGUUUUACACUGUAAAAGAUGUUUUCUCAAUGCAGCUAUGAGCUUUACAUGGUAAAAUGAAAAUGAAUUGGUUUUCAAGUCAAAAACAUUAAAACAUUACAAAAGAAUGAAUUAACCUGACUAUAU